UCCCCGGGCCACCUCCACCCCACUGCAGCGCCAGGGAGCACUCAGACCAUGGCACCCAGGAGAGCCCGGAAGCGGACAGAAGGCGGCGCCACCUCCAAUGUCUUCUCCAUGUUCGAUCAGUCCCAGAUCCAGGAGUUUAAAGAGGCUUUCACCAUCAUGGACCAGAACCGGGACGGCUUCAUCGACAAGGAGGACCUGAGGGACACCUUUGCCGCGCUGGGCCGCAUCAAUGUCAAGAACGAGGAGCUAGAUGCCAUGGUGAAAGAGGCGCCGGGCCCCAUCAACUUCACCAUCUUCCUGACCAUGUUUGGGGAGAAGCUGAAGGGCACGGACCCGGAGGAGACCAUUCUGCACGCCUUCAAGGUGUUCGACACUGAAGAAAAGGGUUUCGUCAAGGCUGACUUCAUCAAAGAGAAGCUCAUGACCCAGGCCGACCGAUUCAGCGAGGAGGAGGUCAAGCAGAUGUUCGCGGCGUUCCCGCCAGAUGUGUGCGGCAACCUGGACUACCGGAACCUGUGCUACGUCAUCACGCACGGCGAGGAGAAGGACUAGGAGACCCCGCCCACAGGGAGGCCGGCGAUACUGGGGGUGGGGGUGGGAGUCCUGCAGCCACAGCGGGUGCUGGGAAGAGGCCAGAAUAAAAUCCGCUU
Molecule: messenger RNA, 650 nt
Organism: Oryctolagus cuniculus (rabbit)
Lineage: Eukaryota; Metazoa; Chordata; Mammalia; Lagomorpha; Leporidae
Gene: MYL10
Product: myosin light chain 10
Molecular function (GO): calcium ion binding
Source: RefSeq, a predicted model, not a curated record